Thelazia callipaeda (thelaziosis nematode) is the source of this 915-nucleotide messenger RNA. NCBI's taxonomy places the organism in Eukaryota, Metazoa, Nematoda, Chromadorea, Rhabditida, Thelaziidae. The record is from the annotation of a GenBank genome assembly.
AUGGCCUUCAGCUGGAUUCUUUGUUUGUUGGCAGUGUAUCUGAUUGAAUCGAAAAAAAUCUUGCAAAAGCUAAGCAAAGAAGAAAUAAAUACACUGCUUGAUCGAUGUCGAACUAAUAUUUUUGAAGAACGUGAAAGAUUUGUUCGAUCCACAACAAAAUAUGAGCGAAAUGUACCAUCCAUCACACUAAUGGGUGGCGAAAACGUGAAGCAAAAUGAAGCUCCGUUUUCCAUCUAUUUGCACUAUUCUAAAUACGAUGUUACUGCCAAUUGCGCGGGUACACUGAUAACAGAUCGACACAUUCUGACUGCUGCGCACUGUUUCAUUCUUAAAAAUUGUGAAACAGGAUCUGUGCUGACUUUCUUGAGCAGCGAAUACUGGAAGGUAUUUUAUGGUGGUGGAUGCUUACCUAUCGCUAAGGCAACUUGUGCGAAAUUCCAAAAAAUGGCUCGAGCGGUACAUGUGAAAAGUAUAUCAAUUCCACAGGAAUAUCUCUCGAGCCCUUGUUUCCAUAAUGACAUCGCUAUUGUGACUGUGAAUUAUAAAAUGAUACUACUACAAGAUGCUGCGUGUGUUGCGAAGCCUCUAGAACAACUCCCAAAUCAAUUCGUACUUUACUCUCGAGGAUCAAAUCCAAAAAUUAUGGAAAAAAUCACAUCUCUGAUGACAAUCAACGUGUCACGAAUUGACUGCGAAAAAGAUGAACUAAGCAGUGAUGUGAAGGCAGAUCAGAUAUGCACGUCGGAAAUGUCAGAGAUGAAUAUGUGCGCGGGCGAUAGUGGCUCAGGACUGAUGUUCAAGAAUAGUAAUAAAACUUGGACAGUUGCUGGAGUUGCCUCUGCUGGAACAGAUUGCAAUAUCAUCGAUAUUACUAUGCAGCAGCGAAAAGGUUCGCAAAAAUUGAGAGAACCCUAG